AGAAUGGGAAGAAGAAGAAAAUAAGGAGGAGGAGAUGAAGUCGGGAAGGAAGAGAGGGAAGAGGAGAAAGGAGAUGGUCCAGCGGCGGCCGGGCUUUGGUGGUCGACGGCCAGCCGUCGACAGCAGGCGGCGGCCGGAGAGGAGGGGAAAACCGAGAGCAUCCUCGGUUUUGGUCCGGAACAGGGGAAGGAGGCUCGGUUCGUUGGAACAGAGGAAUAGGGGCGGUGGUCUAGAGGGAAGAAGGGGCUUCGGCGGCGGCGCUUGGCCGAGGCGGCACCCCGGCCACCGGAGAAAAGGAAGGAGUAGGAGGAGAGGUGCUCGGUGGAGCUCAGAGGACUCACAGGUAGGUCCCGAACUUCUUCUCUCUCGCUUUCCUCCAAGGCAGCAAAGGGUGAUUCCACCUAUGGCUCCCAAGUCUAAUUCUCCGCUCAAGGCCGUCUCCUUUCUCUUUUUGGUGCUAUUCUUUUGGACUUCAGCUGGUCUCGAGGAGAGGGAAGGGUGCUACAUCAAGGCCAUAUAUAGCUUGGGAGACUCCAUUGCCGACACUGGCAACCUCCUUCGAGAGGGUGUGGGCGGGGCUUUUGCACCCAUCGCACACCUUCCAUACGGCGAGACCACUUUUCACAGGCCCACCGGGCGUUGCUCCGACGGACUUCUCAUGAUAGACUACCUCGCUUCGUCCCUCAAUCUUCCUUUUGUCAAUCCUUAUUUGGACAAGGAGGCUAAUUUCAACCAUGGAGUCAAUUUUGCUGUAGCUGGGGCCACUGCACUUGACCAUUCCUUUUUCGAGGAAAGGGGCAUUUUGAUGCCUUAUACUAAUAGUUCUUUGAAUGUUCAGCUUGAUUGGUUGAAGACCCAUCUUGAUUCUGUUUGCUCAUCAGAAACAGAUUGUGCUGAAAAGCUUAAUCAUGCUCUGUUUUUGGUGGGAGAGAUUGGAGGCAAUGACUAUAAUUACGCUUUCUUUGGAGGAAAAUCCAUUACAGAGGUGAUAAGUUAUGUUCCACAUGUUGUGCAAAGCAUAAUAAAUGCUUCCAAGGAAGUGAUAGAUAUGGGAGCUGUUCAACUAGUUAUUCCUGGGAAUUUUCCAAUUGGAUGUUUUCCAAGCUACUUAACAGCAUCGCGUUCAUCAGAUCCAGAUGCUUAUGACGACAGAAUGUGUUUUAAAGGACUUAAUGCCUUUGCCAUGCUCCAUAAUUUAAAACUUCAAGAAGCAAUACAAGAGUUGAGGAAGUCACAUCCUCAUGUUAUCAUCAUGUAUGCAGAUUACUACCAUGCCUUCUUGCAUCUACUUGACAAUGCAGUGGAUUUAGGAUUUGCCAAGAAUUCAUUGAUGAAAGCUUGUUGUGGAAGUGGCGGUGUGUAUAACUUUGAUGCCUCCAAAAUGUGUGGUUCUCCUGGAGCUUCAACAUGCGACAACCCUGCUCAACAUAUAAGUUGGGAUGGAAUUCAUUUAACACAGAAGGCAUACAUGAUCAUGGCGCGAGAGUUAAUCAGUGGUGGAUUCUCCUAUCCAAGCUAUGGAGUCCAGGAGAAGUGGAAAUGCUACUAUUGAGUCCUGGAGAAGACGGAAGCAUAGUGUUGAAAUAAUAUCUUGUCCUAUUUAGACUAGGAACUUGGAUUGAGUUGUCAAUUAGUCCGUUCAUGUUUUUAGUUUUAUUUUUUUGAUGAUUUGUUUAGAGUAUUAAUCAUCUGUCUCUGAUGGGACUAUGUCAUUUUGUGUUUCAUCAAUUAUUGACAAUUGCGUUAAAUUUGAUGGUCAAGAUUUUAUCUAGCUCGA
Phoenix dactylifera (date palm) is the source of this 1777-nucleotide messenger RNA. Lineage: Eukaryota; Viridiplantae; Streptophyta; Magnoliopsida; Arecales; Arecaceae. The record is from RefSeq and is a predicted model, not a curated record.